This is a messenger RNA of Prorocentrum cordatum, 2259 nucleotides long. Lineage: Eukaryota; Dinophyceae; Prorocentrales; Prorocentraceae. The record is from the annotation of a GenBank genome assembly.
AUGACCUCGGAGACGUUCGCGGACUCCGAUCACGGAGGAGAUAAGGAGACUAGUAAAUCCAUUUCAGGCGCACUGAGCUUCAUCAUGGGAGAACAUGGCACCAAAGCUCUCAUUGCAUGGUUUGCUGUGAAAAUGCGGUCUUCUGGAAUCUCUACUGGAGAAGUGGAGGUUGCAGCAGCUUCAGUUGCACUCAGACGAUUGGCCCUUCCACUGACAUCCGUGCUGGAGUUCGUGUUCGCGCCCAACGGUGCGGCGAUCCUCACUCUGUUGCGCGGCGACGCUGAGGUGGCCGAGCACGUAUUUGCCAGUGGGCGAAGCAAGGCCAUGAGGUAUUUGAGGAAGGUCCAUCGCGUCAGCAUCCACUUCGUCUAUGACGACGCCCAUUUCAAGCACGUGCACUUCAUGGGACUUGUUAUCUUAUCAGACGACAGCCAGGUGAUGGCCGUGGUUGCCUACAAGGCGAACAAGGGUUUCAAGCAGGGUGCCCGCAGGGUGUGGGUAUCUCCGGAUAUGCCUCACACUCUGGAGCACAUGCUCCUUCAUCUUCCCAUGCACCCCGACUGCGAGAUUUGCCAGCUUGCGAAGAUCUCGCUGACCCCGGCCACUGACUACGCCUUCGUACACCCCAUGCCCGACAAGACGGGCUCCACGGUGACGGAGGCUUACAAGGUGCUCACCGUCGACUCCGUGAUCAAGAAGGUACGGCCUGACUGGGGCUGCGAGUUCCAAGGUCGAUUCAAUCGUACGUCUGAUUUGAAGUUGAGGCCAUUUGGUUAUUUGAUCAAUUAUCUUAAGGACAAGCCUUCGGCGAUCACCAACCUCCCAAAGUUCGAACCACGAGGCGACUUCGGCGUGGUCGUUGGCUACGGCGCCCGGGGGAGCUUCAUCAUCUUGCGACUCGCUCCGUUCAUCCAGGAAGGUCGCAGGCUGUUCAAAAGAACGCGGGACGUCAAGUUCCCAGCUCACGGCCCGAAGUUCCCCGUGCGUCAUCUUCUCAAGAGUAGGGAACCCGAGGUUGCAUGGCAUUUCCUCCUCCCGUGCGAGCAGGUCCCGGACGACGACGUUGAGCUGCACGCCCCGCGCGGCGACAGGUGCGCUACCUGCUCAGGGUUCAUCGCCACCGACCCCGUGACUUGCAAGGCCUCCAUAGAAGGUGCGCCUAGGAAGCGGGUCACCAAGAAGGAGACGUCGGAGGUCCACAGCAAUGACCAGACUUGCAACCUUCGACGUUGCCAUUGCGUGAGCGCUGAUGCAGUCGGAACUGAUGUUGUCCAGUGCCUUGUGGACCCGUUGCCACCAUGCGAGGAGGAGAAUUCUGUGGCCGACAUCGUUUUUGGCACGUUGAUUGUACCUGACACGGUCGUGCCUGCUCCAUCUACUGUUGGCCCAGACUUCCACGAGCCUGAGAAUCUCGCCUCAGCUGCCGGCCAUAUCAACGGCAAGGUGGGGGAGAGAACCACCUCGUCUGAGGAGGCGGUGAAGGGGUUUUGCAUGGUCUACAAGGCUGUCCCUCUCAAAUCCGCUUCCGCCCAGACACCGGAGGCUCAGGCCGCCGUCUGGAAGGAGUUGGCCACGAUGGAGGAGCUCCAGGUUUGGGACCCAUACGACACCGUCAUGGUGCUAUGGCAACUUCGUUCUCUGCAUCCUGGUGCUCUUGUGAUGUACGCCCAUCUUCUUCUAGGCUGCAAGGACACGGAGUCUUCCGGACUCCACGUGCUGGAUCCGCUGCAGGCUUACCUCCUGAAGUGGAAGGCGCGUAUUGUUGCUGGAGGCGACCGUCUUCUUGACCAGCACGGCCGGCACUACAGGGAGAAGGACUUGCACGGUGCACCUACCAGUCUCGAAGCUGUACGUCUGGUGUGUUGGUGGGCUACGAUGUCUCCAACACACACGCUUUUGCAGGCUGAUGUGACAGGCGCCUAUCUUCAGUCCCAGCUCGGAGGACGGCCGGUAUGGAUUGUAUUACCUCCGAAUCUUUGGCCGAAAUGGUGGUCCGAGAAAGGCUACAAGCAGCCCGUGUUGCGUUUGCGUAAGACUUUGUACGGAUUGCAGAGGUCCGGUUCUGAUUGGGCCAAGAAGGCGCACAGCGUCCUCACUGCAGCCGGCUGGACUGUCAUUCCGGAUGUUGUGGACGCAGUGUAUAUCAAGCGGGACGGCACCAAGGUAUGCAUCAUGGCCCUCUACGUCGAUGACAUUUUGGCCAGUGGGCCGAGCGACAUGUUGACUGGAGCCUUGGAUGCCAUCAGAGGCGUUUCGUAG